Molecule: messenger RNA, 1353 nt
Organism: Symbiodinium pilosum
Lineage: Eukaryota; Dinophyceae; Suessiales; Symbiodiniaceae
Source: the annotation of a GenBank genome assembly
AUGAGCCAGGUGAGGAUCCUGGAGCGUGCCCCGGGCCUUGGCUUCGGAUCCAGUGGUUGGAGCACGGGCUACUCAUCAUUGUUAAUGACACAUGCUGAUGCUUCCCCGCCCCGCAAUGCAGCACUUGCCUGCUACUGCUCCAGGCACCAGCUGCUUUCGCUGCUGUUGUUGGGGUGGGGAGAAGGUGGCCGUGAUGGUGGUGGAGGUGCUGGUGGUGGCAGCGGCGGCGGCGAGCGUAGCUUCUUGCGUGCGUUUUACUCCUUCGACAACACCAUGCAGCUUGCCCUGGAUGGCAUCCACGCCUACAAGAAUUGGGGAGCUUACACAGAACUCGGGGAGGAAGCAGAGGCCUACUUCACUCACACUGGAGCUCUAUGGAUGCUAGGCAAGUCCAAAGCCGAGAAUCUGGUUAUCCAGGAUCGCUUGCGAAAGUACCAGGUUGAGUCCGAAGUCUUGGAUGCAGACGGCAUUGCUCAGAAGUUUCCAGCACUUAGCACUGAUCCCUUCCCGGAGUUCAACGACACAGGCGACAUUGUGGAAAGGGACUGGGGGGACCUUUGGGCCGUCUACGAGCAUGGUUGUGGCCACAUGGACAGUUCAGCCUGUUUACGGGACAUUCACAAAGCCUGUGAACGAGUUGGCGUGGAGGUUGUGUUUAAUACCCGUGUCCAGCAGAUCCUCAGUGGAAGCGGUGAGAAAGCGGAGGGUGUGAAACUGUAUGACGGAUCCACAGUUUCAGCUGGCUGCGUGCUGAACUGUGCUGGCCCAUGGUUUCAGUCUUUGAAUGAGACGGUGGGGGUGAAGACGUCCACCCAGAUGUUGCCGACUCGUAUCCAGGUGGGUCACCUGACGUUGCCAGACGACGAGAAGCUACUCUCUCUCCCCUUUGUAGCCGACGCCUGGGGCAACAGUGGUAUCUACUUUAUGCCCCGACGGGGGAACAAGCAGUUGGUCUUCGGCUCAGUCGCCCACCGCUUCGAGUCCGAGCUGGUGGAUCCGGACAACUUCAACGAGGCCCUGGAUCCGGACGUUAAGGCGGACUACCUCGGCUGUCUCUUUCAUCGGUGCCCAACGCUGCCGCAGAGCGGGGGCAUCCAAGGGUUCUCCCACAUGUACACCGUGAAUCAGGAGGAUGUUCACCCAGUCAUUGGGCCGGCCAAGGAGCUGAAGAACUACUUCCUUUGCAACGGCUUCUCCGGUCAUGGUUUCAAGCUUGCCCCGGCCGUGGGCUCCCUGAUGUCGCAGCAGAUACUGGGCACUACGACCAACAGCUGGGAGACGCACAUCCCUUUGGACUUCAUGGAUCCCAACCGCGAGCCACUACACCUUCAAGUGAAAACGCAUUUUGCGUGA